AUGCGUCAGCAGAUGACCAGCUGGGCCUUGUUGAGUGGCCGAAAAAGCAUCGGCGAGCUUGAGCAGGACGAGUUCAUUGAGAAGUUCAUGCCUCUGUCGCGGCAGGCCACCUUCGAGCAUCGCGCCUGGGAGGCUUUGGAGUGGUUCCGCGUCAUGGAUGAAGAUGGGUCCGGCACGAUCACAACUUCCGAGAUGUUGAAUUGCAUGCUGGAGAGCGAGGAGCUCCUCCAAGCUGUCAUCCGUCACAGGCUUUUCGUCGGCACCCUGGCAGGUGGCCCUCGCUCGAUGCAGCUGACUGUCGCAGAGCCCGACCCGGAGAAGGAGGGUGAGGUCUUGCUUCACUACGCCAAGGUGGGAACUCGCUCUCCCGUUCUUUGGGGAGUUUUUCCGCCGAACGACUACGUGGGCCGGGAAAGCUUAAUAAGGUGGGAAAACCUUCUCAUGUCCAUCAUCGACGGCGAGCCGUCACAGAUCCUGGAGGACGACCUCAAUGUCGCCGUCCGCCAGGAGGACGGUCCAGGCGUGAUCUCGACAGACUGGCCGUCUGACCUCCGUGGCAUCUUCGUCGGGAUCUCCUCGAUCUUUUACGCUGCCAGGGAUGCAGGCAUCACCGAGAGGCUGAUACAGAAGAAGGAUUGCCUCGAAUCGUUGUCGUCGGCCAUGGAGGCCGAGUUGAUCCGAGGCUCUAGCGAAGCCAUCCAGGAAGACCGGAUACCCAAAAAGCUGCACCUCCACCAGCAGAAGGUCGCCAACUUGGCCAUGGCUCACAGCUUCAUCAGCCGUUUGCUGCACGAUGAUGCAUGGCUCUACUUCCGCCGCUCCUGGCAGAUGGGCAAGAGCUCCUUCAUAGCCACCUGGUCACUGGGUGUGUUCCUCAACGGCAAGCGCCGGGAUGGAAACCAGGCGGCCGGCUCGUUCACACGGGUCCGAAGCCACCUCUCUGAGGCUGGCGUCCACGCAGAACCGCAGCAGGAGAAGCCGUCCCCCCAGAAGAACUGGGCUCGUCGACUCUCCGCUGCACUCCGCUUUUCCGCGGUAACCCGUCGAAGCCCGACGGGAUCUACGAUGGAUUAG
Symbiodinium sp. CCMP2592 is the source of this 1074-nucleotide messenger RNA. The record is from the annotation of a GenBank genome assembly. NCBI's taxonomy places the organism in Eukaryota, Dinophyceae, Suessiales, Symbiodiniaceae.